AUGCUGUUGGACCCCGACGAUGACAUCCAGUACAUUGACCGGCUGGACUACUUCCCGGACGGCGCUGCCGACCACAUGAACCCGCCGCUACCCCACGACGGCCUCGCCGAAGCGCCCCUCGUCCCCUACUACUACACCAACCCCGUGGCGCCAGCAAACCCGUCCAACCCCCAACCCAACAGCCAGGCGAACCUGAGGCGACGUCACCAGCCGCUGAAACAGCGACAGCCAUUCGUGACCAAGAUCUGGCUGAUGGUGAACGACCCCAAGGCUAAAUACAUCCACUGGACGUCCGACGGGAUGCUGUUUGAAGUGGACCACUUGGACGACUUUACCCACGAAACUCUCCCGAAAUAUUUCAAACAUAACAAGUUCUCGUCGUUUGUGCGCCAGCUCAACAUGUACGGGUGGCACAAGGUCACCGACCCCGAGCUGGGGCUGUUACAGGACAAGAAGGCCGCCGAGAAGCUUGUAUUCAACAACCCCAACUUCAUGAGGGGCCGCGAAGACUUAUUGGACCACAUCGUGCGCAACAAGGCGCUGAACGACGAUCUGACCCAGGCGCUGGCGCAGCUGGUGCUGAUGCAGAUGGUGCUCAACGAGGUCAACCAGUUGCGGUGCAACCAGAUGGCGCUCAACGAGGAGCUCCAACGGCUCCGCAAGGACAACAAGGAGUUGUGGCAGGAGAACUACGUCCACCGCGAACGCAACAAGCAGCAGGCGCAGACGUUGGACAAGAUCCUCAAGUUUCUCGCCACCGUCUACAACAAUCAAAACAAGCUGUUGGACCAGCUGAGCGCCUCCACUCAACCGCGUCUCAUGUUGAUGGACCAGGAGUACCUGCCGCGACAACACCGCAACCUGGAGAACUCGCUGAUCGAGGAGAUCAUGCGCAACUACGACUCGCUGCCGGGGCUCACGCCGCCGGGGGCCAAUCUGACCCACGCCAACCACUUGCUCCAGCAGAUUAUCAACAGCCAGGCACCCCUGACCGCCGCCAGCCCGGUGCUGCCCCAGGAACCGGUGGCCACCGCCAACAACAUGGUGGUGCCCCAGCCGCGCCAUUACGACACCUCGUACUUCGACCAUGAGCUGAUACCGCCCCACAUCCCCGACGACAUUAAGACGAAGGUCGACAUGCAAUCGGGCCUGUUGCAGCAGGUCCAGGACUGGAUCCUGAGAAUCGCCGACGAACAAUCGCCCGACGCUGACCCGCACACCCAGGCGCCCCCGCUCAACUAUGACGACUUUGACAUGGACGACUUCUUGCUGCAGCCCCCUGACGAUCAACAACAUCAACAGCAACAACAACAGCAGCAGCAACAACAACAACAGCAGCAGCAACAGCCCCUGAAGAAGCGUCGCCUCGAGGAGUUGGGCUGA
Diutina rugosa is the source of this 1383-nucleotide messenger RNA. RefSeq names its product stress-responsive transcription factor (gene CTA8). The record is from RefSeq and is a predicted model, not a curated record. Gene Ontology annotation, molecular function: DNA-binding transcription factor activity; sequence-specific DNA binding. Gene Ontology annotation, biological process: regulation of DNA-templated transcription. NCBI's taxonomy places the organism in Eukaryota, Fungi, Ascomycota, Pichiomycetes, Serinales, Debaryomycetaceae. Bases 1 to 1383 code for a protein of 460 amino acids. The transcript has a single exon.